Messenger RNA from Paralichthys olivaceus (Japanese flounder), 1651 nucleotides. NCBI's taxonomy places the organism in Eukaryota, Metazoa, Chordata, Actinopteri, Pleuronectiformes, Paralichthyidae. The record is from RefSeq and is a predicted model, not a curated record.
UCUCCUGUGCUAAAGACCCAGACAAUCACCAUCUCAGAUGUCACCAACUCCCUGAGAGGAACCGUGACCUACAAGGACGUCCCCUUAGUUCACACUGAGACCAAGACCAUUACAUAUGAGUCAGCACAGCCGGUGGACAGCCUGGCAGAGAGGGACUCAGGGGUGCUGCUGAGUGCCCAAACCAUCACCUCCGAGACCAUCAGCACCACCACCACCACCCAGAUCACAAAGACGGUGAAAGGCGGGAUCUCUGAGACUCGCAUUGAGAAGAGAAUCGUCAUCACUGGAGACACUGAAAUAGAUCAUGACAAGGCUUUGGCUCAGGCCAUUAAAGAGGCAAAAGAGCAGCACCCAGAUAUGUCUGUUACCAAAGUGGUUGUGCACCAGGAAACAGAGAUCACCCCAGAGUAACAUAGACUGAUCCUUUGGAAGCUGCCCCCACUUAUCCCUCCUUUCUUGUGUCGCCAUCACAUCAUUUUACCUCAGCACCCCCCAGCCAUAAGACCCAAAUGCACUGCCUUUGCGACGUAAAUCACCAGACCACAGGAGAGGGAAUGAGUAUCAACUUUGAACUAUGAACUUGAAUCUCCAUGAGCAUGGAGUUCGGCCUGAAGGAGACAGUCACCAGAGCAUUCCCAAGAACCCUCCCAGUAUUCCCCACAAUCCCCAUCUUGUUCCUCUUACUGCCAAAAGAUCAACCACUGAACUCACAAAAAAAGGAAAUUUAAGAGAAAAAAAGAAAAUAAAGUACAGCAUUUGUGGAUUUUUUUCUCUCCAAUUUCUCUGGAGAUUUUGAGAAAAUUUUCAAGGGCAUUUGGUGUUUUAAUCUUGAGAUUAAUGGUACUUUAUUUUUCUACAGUUUUUCUUACCAUCAGAAUUGGUUAUCAAUAACUUGGAAUUGAAGUGUUUUUUUACAAUGUAUUCAAAAAAGUAUCAACUUUUUUGUGGGAUUGUGGGUGAUUUUUCUUGGGAUUGUAUACAAUGGGAGAUGAGGAUCCCUCUCAAAUUUUAGCACGGGUUUGGUGUCAUUUCUUGUACAGUAAAUAUUUAUUUUCCCUCUCAAUGUGAAAAAAAUAUUUUUUCAAUUCAUGUAUAAAAAAAAAAGAUUGAUUUUACCAAACCGGGGGGCUAUUACUCCUUUCACCUAAUUUAAAGUUCAGACUUGUUCAUUUGUUGAGUGAUUUUGAAAUCUUUGAUCGUUUUAGUUGUUCUUGUUGUUCUUGUUGUUGUGCUUGUGUCACUAGAACAGGGCUUUAUCAGGACCAAGGAGACAGCAGUGUAAUGAAAUGACCUUUUCUUUAUUUAUUCCCAACCCUAUUGUAUUUUUGUGUGUUUUGCAUUUUUAGAUAUACUCAGCACACUUGUAUGUAACCUCAAGAUUUUUUACUGAGAACAUUUCGGUCAUCAUAUACAGUUAAGUCAUUUCUACUAAUUGAUUUCAGCAUUUGAAGUGUUUCUGUGUAUUUUCAAUUUCUACUUCUUUACUAAAUGGGCAGUGUGUACUCAUCCAGGGAGAGGAAAUCAAAGUUCAUGACAAUCUGAUAAAGGCAGUAAUUCAAUUAUUGCAUGUCACUGUCAACACAUUCCAUUCUUCUUUACACCAGGUCCAAAUGUAAAGCCUGUGAAUUUAAGAUCUAUGCUUAAACCACAA